GCCGGCCUCACCCCAACCUUUUUCCCGUUCUGCUGACGUCAAUUUACGAAGACUCGCGAGACCAGAGGUCAAAAACACAUUUGGCUAAUGAAACAGGAACGUUAGCAGCUGCAGCUAUGGAUACAGAAAUAUCUGGCCCACAUUCAUCAAAGCACUCAAGGAAAAAAGCUUCGAAUUCAACAAAAGAUGCCGGCCGGUCGUCUUCUGUGGCUAUGCAGAGCAGUCCUUUCCCAGCUGGUACUAAGGCCGAGAGUCAGAUGAAGUUACCCAAGCCUAAAAUUGAUCUUCGAGCCCUCUUCGAUUACCACUUCACACGGAAGCAGCACCGGUUCCGCGAAAGAUGGAAGCCCACGGAGAGCAAACCAAGGAAGUUUCGCAGAUAUGUCAGAAAAGGGCAGGAAAGGCACAGAAUUCCAGAAGACGAACAGAAGAGGAGAAUGAAAGAUAGAGGAAUUGUAUUUCCUUUCGUGGAGAAAUACUACGGCAGGAAGCAUCUCCCUUUAAAAACGGUGCGAGAAUAUGAGCAUGCAGCGUUGAAGGGGUUUUUCAAAUACAUUGAAAUGUUGAAAUAUGAAGAUCAUUUGAAGAAGUCCUUGAUGCGGUUGAAUGCUGUGGGCGAUCUUGAAAAUGAAUGUCUGGAAUCACGGAGGCACAAAUACCUGGAUGAUGAUGGACCCAUUUCUCCCAUUGCAGAGACCAGCAACGCGGAUUCUGGUAAUGAAGACAUUGGUGCCAAAAUAGUGGAUAACAGCUGUUUCAUAUUGCGCACUAAAAUUCCCAAGAAAAAGAAGAAAUUGAACUUGAGGAGAAAAUGAGUGGCAUCUUUUUCAGGACAUUUAAAGGGAAUGCCUAGAAGGCAUGCAAAUAAAAAUUUACCACUCUUGAAGAUCCAAACUCCCUUAAAUAAAGUCUCUUAAAAGCAAGCAAAAUACAAGCCAGCAAAACCACUGAAUGUCCUCCAUGAUGUGCCAUGUAUUUGCAAUAAAGAUUCAAGGACAACUUGAUGAGGCAAAAAUAUGAUUUGGGCUGAUUGUUCUUCGCAAGAAGCUUUUGUGAUUUCGCCAUUCCUGAAAUGCAUCAGAUUGGGAAAUGGAUGCAUUCAGCUUCCCACGUCUACUGUGGUACUUCAGAUUUGCUUAGUUUCUCCUCCCUCGGAUCAAUUUCAUUGUAUUUUCUUGGCCUCCUAAAAAUUUCAACGAAGGGCAACGGCAGCCACCAUCCCUUCCCCCUGUUGAUAUUCAGAAUUUUUCCCAUUUUUUUUAUUCGGCAGCACAAGCCCACAGCAGCCGCCCACUGUCUACCGCGGAACAUCCUACAGAAAGGCUUGAAGUGCAACCCGGAGGAUUGCCAAUCAGUUAGAAUUCUUUGCCAUCCUUAGAAGGAGCAUUUAAAACCCUGGGAUUCCCUCCAGAGACCCAAGAAAGCAUCGGACAAGAGAAGAUGAGAACAGAACCCUCCAAGCCGAAGACGAAGCAGCCCUCAAAAACCUAAAGAGGGUUCCAAAUUAUCAUCAUCCUUCCAGCAGAUAAAGGUUGAACUCAGGGUUAUCAUGGAUACGUUAGAAUAUAUACAAAAAGCAAAAGAAUUAUUAAAAGACCAACCUACAGCCAGUGAAUGCGGAUCCCACAGAAAAAAACCCCCAAAUCAUCUGGAUCCAAAGAAAGCUCAGCGACCUCACCAAGAAAGGGCAAAUCGCCAAAGAUGACCAGUGGCCGAUGAAAAGUACUGGAUCCGUUCACCUACAUGCCCCAGAAGUCUGCAGGGCAAGCAGUUGUAUCAUUAUCAGGAACCCCAACAUAACAUCGCUAAAGGAUCGGCGAAAAGGCUCAGCUAUCUCACAGAGGGAAGCAAAUACUCCAACAACUCCUUACAGUGCCAAGUAAUCCAACACCAAAGCAACUUCAUCCAUAGAUCCAAAAUUAGUCCCAAGAAUUCGUGACUCUUGUCUGUAAAAAUUGGAUUUUCUUGCUGUGCUUUGUAAUUGGCCAUGUAUACCAGCUGGAGGAAGUGUGCAAAAUUCACCUUACGUGAGCAACUCUUGGAAAACCAAUUUUGGGGGCAGAUAAAAAGGGCCGUUGUAACGUCAAACAAACUGUUGACUUAACGACCACAGUUGAGCCCAAAAGUUCCCAACAUCGUCAGCAACUUCCAGGCGUCAACCAUCUCUCCUGAUGAAAUCGUCGACGUUUCCCACAACAGCCCUGAGUUCAAGAACAGUGACGGCUCGAUGGCUCCACGCUUAUGCAGAAUCAUUUGUAACGGAAGUCUGUGAAUCUAUGGUUCAAGUCAAGCUGCUGUGCUAUUGAGCCAAGAAGAUCCCAGAUGCUCAUUUCAGAUUAAACAAAUGCCAGCAGACCAUGGAGAAUCUCAAAGAACAACUAGGACCAGACCUCACCAGAGCAUAUAGAAAGGCUGACGAACCAUCGUCAAGCCCCAAACAAGCUGGAGAAAGGGAAGCCAAAUUAAACUCCAGAAUCAAAGGGAACCAGAGCCCGAAUGGCUGGUCAACAUGUCCAGGCUGCCCACUAUCUUCCUCAGAACACAACAUCCUACAUGAAAGCUCUAAAGUAUAACCCAGGGGAUGCCCGUCAACUAGAAUUCUUUGCCAGCCUUAGAAGGAGCUUUUAUAAAACUAUCGGAUUUCCUAUAGAGACACCCCCCCCCCCAAAAAAAAAAAGCA
Molecule: messenger RNA, 2680 nt
Organism: Thamnophis elegans (Western terrestrial garter snake)
Lineage: Eukaryota; Metazoa; Chordata; Lepidosauria; Squamata; Natricidae
Gene: TAF1D
Product: TATA-box binding protein associated factor, RNA polymerase I subunit D
Exons: 10
Coding region: 117-815 (232 amino acids)
Biological process (GO): regulation of DNA-templated transcription
Cellular component (GO): nucleus; nucleoplasm; RNA polymerase transcription factor SL1 complex
Source: RefSeq, a predicted model, not a curated record